CCUCUGGCCAAUGCCGGGUUCCUCCUCCUGCUGGCGCAGAGCUGCACCUACCUCAGGGACUAUAUAAGGGCGGUGCUUGAGCUGUGGGCAUUGUCAGAUCCCCAGCACCUCCCAGGCAGCGAGGAACGGGGAGGCAGCGAGCACCACUAUUAUUCUUCCUUGCCCAUCUCUGUGGAAACAAGCUCUGAGAGGAGUCAGGAUUGGCCUCUGUCCUGUGUUGUAGCCUCACCAUGGAGCAGCUGAGCUCGGCCAACACCCGGUUCGCAGUGGACCUCUUCCGCACCCUGAAGGACAGCAACCCCUCUGGGAACAUCUUCAUCUCCCCCAUGAGCAUUUCCUCAGCGCUGGCCAUGGUCUUUCUGGGGGCCAGAGGCACUACCGAGGCACAGAUGUCCAAGACUCUUCACUUCGAUGCAGUUAAGGAGAUUCAUUCAAGUUUUCAGAGUCUGAAUGCUGAUAUCAACAAGCGCGGAGCUCCCUAUAUUCUGAAACUUGCUAAUAGGUUAUAUGGAGAGAAAACCUAUGAGUUCCUCCCGGAGUUCUUAGCUUCAACCCAGAAAAUGUAUGGUGCUGAACUGGCCAGUGUAGAUUUUCAGCGAGCUUCUGAAGGUGCAAGAAAGGUGAUAAACGAGUGGGUCAAAGGGCAGACUGAAGGGAAAAUUCCAGAAUUGUUGGCUGCAGGCAUGGUUGAUGAUAUGACCAAACUUGUGCUAGUUAAUGCCAUCUAUUUCAAAGGAAACUGGCAGGAGAAAUUCAGUAAAGAGGCCACAACCGAUACUCCUUUCAGAUUGAAUAAGGUGAGGUGAUGUAAUUAUA
Myotis davidii is the source of this 816-nucleotide messenger RNA. Its product is annotated as leukocyte elastase inhibitor. NCBI's taxonomy places the organism in Eukaryota, Metazoa, Chordata, Mammalia, Chiroptera, Vespertilionidae. Gene Ontology annotation, biological process: negative regulation of endopeptidase activity. Gene Ontology annotation, molecular function: serine-type endopeptidase inhibitor activity. The record is from RefSeq and is a predicted model, not a curated record. The transcript is spliced from 6 exons. The coding region runs from base 231 to 806 and encodes 191 amino acids.